Molecule: messenger RNA, 1779 nt
Organism: Saccostrea cuccullata (small rock oyster)
Lineage: Eukaryota; Metazoa; Mollusca; Bivalvia; Ostreida; Ostreidae
Exons: 2
Coding region: 1-1779 (592 amino acids)
Source: RefSeq, a predicted model, not a curated record
AUGGCGCUCGAACGAUUGACACCCCCUGGUAAAAUAAAGUUCAACACUAAGAAUAUUAGUGAAGACUGGAGAAAAUGGAGAGAAGAAUUUGAACUCUAUGCAUCUCUAUCGGUGAAGGAUGCAGAAGACAAAGCUAAGUUACAAUUACUGAAAUAUUUGAUCGGCGCUGAUGGCAGAGAGAUUUACAGCACAUUGAAAUUUGAAAAAGAAGAAAAGGACAGAAAAUUAAAAGACGUCCUCGAAGCUUUUGACGCUUACUGUAGACCCAAAAGAAACGAAACAGUAGAGAGAUUCAGGUUCAAUAUUAGGAAACAGGAACAAGGUGAGACGAUAGAAACUUUUAUUACUGAUCUAAAAACAUUAGCUGCAAAGUGUAACUAUGAAGAAAUAGUUGAUUCACUAUGUGUCGACAUAACGCGUGCAGCAGAAAUCACAAAACAAGGAAUUAGUGUAUUGGACGGCAACAACAAUUCGUUAAGCAGCCAUACAGAAAAUGUCAACAAAAUCGGCAAAGGUAAACCCAGUGCAAAGACAAGUGGAAGUAAACAUUCACACACAGAUAACAACAAACCUUGUAAAUAUUGUGCCAAAGAACAUGAGCGCAAGAAAGAAAACUGUCCGGCAUAUGGAAAGACGUGUCGACUGUGCCAUAAAAUGAAUCACUUCGAAACAGUAUGCAGAAGUGCUACCAAGAAAUCACAACCAAAGUACAAGAAGAAAACUGUACAUCACAUUGGGACAGGUUGUUCAGUCACUGACAGUGAUGAUGACUAUUCAGUUUGGACCAUUCAAGAAGAAAACACACAUUCUGCACACUCAGUUUCCAACAGUGCACAUGCGUCUAUGAUAAUUCAUGGAAAGAAAGUGACAUUUCAACUAGACAGUGGGGCCACAUGUAACAUUUUACCACAUAGUGUGAUUCCAAACAUGCCGCCACUUCAGCCUACAAAUUACACCUUGAAGUUGUACAACAAAUCUACCAUAAGGCCUCUAGGAAAAGUACACUUGCAAGUUACCAAUCCAAGGAAUGGUACCUCAUAUGACACUGAAUUUGUUGUGAUCAAGGAGGACUGCAUGCCACUCUUAGGAAAUAAAACUCUACAGCACAUGGAGCUCUUGAACUGGAGAAAGGAGAACAUUCUAAGUGUGAGACAGCUGUUACCAUCACCUCUCAGCAAGAAGCAGCUCUUCGCAGAGUAUCCAGAUGUCUUUGAAGGACUAGGUCGUCUCGCAGGAAAAUAUCACCUAGUUCUAGAUGAAAACAUACAGCCUGUAGUUCAUCCACCAAGGAAAGUGCCUAUCGCACUGAAGCCAUUGUUAAAAGCAGAACUUGACAGACUUCAGGAAAUGAAGAUUAUUACACCAGUAAGUGAACCAACACCAUGGGUCUCCAGCUGUUUGAUGGUCGUGAAACCAAACAAAGUCAGAAUCUGCAUAGAUCCGAAGGACUUAAACAAAGCACUUAAGAGGAGCCAUUAUCCACUUCGUACGAUAGAGGAAAUACUUCCAAACCUUUCUCGUGCAAAAGUAUUUAGUGUUCUGGAUGCACGUAAUGGAUUUUGGCAUGUUGAAUUAGAUAAGGAAAGCUCUAUGCUUACUACAUUCAACACCCCAUUUGGACGAUUCAGAUGGUUAAGGAUGCCCUUCGGUAUCUCGACUGCACCGGAAGAGUAUCAACGUCGUCAAGAUCAGGCGGUAGAAGGACUACCAGGUGUCUUGAGUAUUGCUGACGACAUAUCGGUUAUGGUGAAUGCGACACAGAAGAGGAUGCCAUUGUAG